This is a messenger RNA of Alternaria postmessia, 1749 nucleotides long. RefSeq lists its product as uncharacterized. Bases 1 to 1749 code for a protein of 582 amino acids. The transcript has a single exon. Lineage: Eukaryota; Fungi; Ascomycota; Dothideomycetes; Pleosporales; Pleosporaceae. The record is from RefSeq and is a predicted model, not a curated record.
AUGCAAGAGAACGGGAAGGGGGGAGGUAUGAGGCCGGUAGCUGCUUAUCAGGGAGAGGGAAUACGUCUCGAUUGGGCAUUCCUCAGGGAAGCCAGGUCAGGUUUUGAGGCGGCGCUGAAGCAGCUAGACCGCGUCAGCUGUUGUGGAGGAGAAGGGCAAGAAGAAGAGUGGCCAUUGACGAGGGAUGUGGUUGGUGGCGACGACGAUUCUAUCCGGGUGGUGAAUUUUCUCGAUGGGCGCCUCAAGGUGGACUCGCCCGCGUCUUCACCUUCACCAUUUUCUCACGAUUCCAACGACCCAUGGUCUCUUCGAGGAGGCGACGAUGUCAGUGGCGGUUACGACAUAGCGGACUGCUCACCCUGUGCCGAAGGAAUUCAUCGUCAGCGAAAGGACAGUGCUUCCGAAGUCCGUCAGAAUGCAGAGCCGAGUUGCAGCAAAGGCGUGCAUACACGAAGGCUAGCAGAAGGAAGAAAAGAACACCUCCAAGGCGUUUAUCUCGAGGCUCCGCGCACACCAAUAGCGUUCACUUUGGGACCACGCAGCGAUCUAGACUGCAUCAGCUUCUUGUAUCUGCUACGAAACAACAAGCUAAGCUUCGACGACAUUGCGGAGCUCGUAUCACGAUAUUCGCUUGACAAUAGCGACCCCCUUCUGAACGAUAUUGCGCAACAAAGCCUCUCGGUUGACCAUCAGUCGAACAUUCAUGAUAGUACUUUGAAGUCGUCCACAGGUCAACCGGGAGUUGUCGAGUGGGAUUGUUCUUCUGAUCAGGUAGACAGCCAGGCGUCAACAUUGAGAAGUGAUAACAGUCGUUGCACAAUUGGAGACCCAAGCUGCGGAGAAGAAGACCAGAACUUGAACGACAGGGAGCCAUGUUAUCAUGAGCUAGCUCAGGCGCAGAAUGCUGAGGGACAAGGAAAGACUGGCAAGGUCGAAGGGCAAGCCAUCAGCAUGGAGAACGCUGGGGACUUGGACCAGUCUCAUCAUGACGGUUACAGCGACGAGCCGAGUGCAGCCCAGUCAUGCUUCUCUUCCGAUUCAUCGGUUGAUUCCAUCGAAUUCUCAAAACCAGGAGUCGAUGUUACAGCCAACAGAACAAAGCCAACUGCACUAUCCUGGUGGAAGCCCAGAAAGAAGUACCACGGAAUCCAUGAAGCCACCAGGGCUGCGAGCAUUCCAGAUUUCCAAGAGUAUCCAGUAGGGCUCUGGAAAAGGAUAAGCAAAAAGACGUCAGACCGCAUGCUUAAUAAGAAUACAGAGGGUGAGACAGACCGGAAGCUGCAAGCAAAAUUGUCCAAGAUGGAAGAAUCGUCUAUGCGGGCUUCUCGCAUGAGAGAGGGUUCUGCCCACCGUGGCAGCCACUGUCCUCAGACACACAAAAAGCAGACCACUCCCCCAAUUGUCCAGUCAGAUGUCUCUACCUCGCCCCACAUGCUCAGCGCCAUGAGAACCCUCAAAAGCCCUCGCGCAAGCCAGAGUAUGACGAGCAACACCACCAAGUCCCAAAGAGGUAACCACAACAGCCCUGCUUGCAUUAGCAAAUCAAGAUGUUCCAUCAGCACCCACUUCACUAGAGGUGUCACCCCGCAUGGUAUCCACACUGUGCACCGGCCCUACAGACCUAGUCCUUUGAAGCACUUCACUCGAGUCACACUGUUAGAUGUGAACAAAGGACUUCCGCCUCUUCCACCUGAAGCGCGGCGACUCGCACACCAGGCAUCGAAGGGGAUUGCAUCCAAAAAGCGAUAA